This is a messenger RNA of Hansenula anomala, 765 nucleotides long. Its product is annotated as SDR family oxidoreductase. NCBI's taxonomy places the organism in Eukaryota, Fungi, Ascomycota, Saccharomycetes, Phaffomycetales, Wickerhamomycetaceae. The transcript has a single exon. The record is from RefSeq and is a predicted model, not a curated record. The coding region runs from base 1 to 765 and encodes 254 amino acids.
AUGACAGGGAAAGUUUACUUUAUCUCAGGUGGGAAUCGUGGAGUUGGGUAUGAGUUUGUUAAACAACUAUCAUCGAACCCUGAAAACACAGUCCUUGCAAGUGCAAGGGAUGUUUCAAAAGCUACAGAAUUACGAAAACUAGCUGACACUCAAGGCAAUGUUAAGAUUGUGACUCUAGACGUUGGUGACAAAGCUUCAAUUGAUGCAUUGGAUUCCCAGCUGAAGUCUGUGGCAAAAGAUGGUAUUGAUGUCAUGAUUUCAAACGCGGGUAUAGCUGAAUCAUUAGCAUUAGCCAUUGAUACAAGUCAACAAGUUUAUGAAAAACAUUAUAGAAUUAACACACUUGGUCCGAUUUCCUUGACAAAGGUUCUAUAUCCAUAUUUGGAACAAAGAGAGACAAGACACUUGAUUUAUAUUUCAAGCAUUGCUGCUUCUAUUGGUGCUCAACUUCCAUUCACCACUAACGCUUAUGGGCAAUCUAAAGCAGCUUUGAACUAUAGUGUCAAGGAGAUUAGCUUCGAAUUAGGAUCUGAAAAUUUCGUUGCAAUAGCUUUACACCCAGGCCAGGUAAACUCUGAUAUGGGAAAGGCUUCAGUUGUUGCUGCCACAGAAUUCAAUCCUGCCACCAUGGAACUAUUUAAGGACAUUAAGCUAUUAGAGCCAGAAGAGAGUGUCAAGUUGCAACUGGAAAAUGUUAUUUUGAAAUUAGGUAAGGAGCAAAAUGGUAAAUUUCUUGAUUUUCGAGGACAAGAGUUGGUUUUUUAA